Messenger RNA from Cyphellophora europaea CBS 101466, 732 nucleotides. Its product is annotated as 40S ribosomal protein S6-B. The record is from RefSeq and is a predicted model, not a curated record. Gene Ontology annotation, cellular component: ribosome. The transcript has 5 exons. Gene Ontology annotation, biological process: translation. Gene Ontology annotation, molecular function: structural constituent of ribosome. The coding region runs from base 1 to 732 and encodes 243 amino acids. NCBI's taxonomy places the organism in Eukaryota, Fungi, Ascomycota, Eurotiomycetes, Chaetothyriales, Cyphellophoraceae.
AUGAAGCUCAAUAUCAGCAACCCGCCUGCUGGCACGCAGAAGGCACGUAGUGUCCUGAUCGAGAUUGAAGAUGAGCGCAAGCUUCGCGUCUUCAUGGACAAGAAGAUGUCGACCGAGGUCCCUGCCGACUCCCUAGGCGAUGAGUGGAAAGGCUACAUUGUCCGCAUCACCGGUGGCAAUGACAAGCAAGGCUUUCCCAUGAAGCAGGGUGUCAUGCUCCCUACCCGUGUCAAGCUCCUCCUCGCCGAUGGCCACUCCUGCUACCGACCCCGUCGCACCGGUGAGCGCAAGCGAAAGUCUGUCCGUGGCUGCAUCGUCGCCCAGGACUUGGCUGUGCUUGCCCUCUCCAUCGUCAAGCAGGGCGAGCAAGAUAUCCCUGGUCUCACCGACACUGUUCAGCCCAAGCGCCUUGGUCCCAAGCGUGCCACCAAGAUCCGCCGCUUCUUUGGUCUCACCAAGCAAGAUGAUGUUCGCAAGUUCGUCAUUCGUCGCGAAGUUGUCCCCAAGAAGGAGGGUGCGAAGCCUUACACCAAGGCCCCCAAGAUUCAGCGCCUCGUCACUCCCCAGCGUAUGCAACACAAGAGGCACCGCCUCGCUCUGAAGCGCAGACGCGCGGAAGCGUCCAAGGAUGCUGCCAACGAGUACUCUCAGCUGCUAGCUAAGCGCGUCCAUGAGGAGCGUGAGAAGAAGUCUGAGCUGCGCAAGAGACGCGCAUCUUCCAUGAGGAAGUAG